This is a messenger RNA of Podarcis muralis (Common wall lizard), 3922 nucleotides long. The record is from RefSeq and is a predicted model, not a curated record. Lineage: Eukaryota; Metazoa; Chordata; Lepidosauria; Squamata; Lacertidae.
GAUUAAUGUGCUAAGUCUGCGCUCCUGAGCGGCGCUGCCUGUGCCGCGGAGCCCAAGUGCUGGUCAGCGAUGAUGGAGUUGCUGCCAUGACAACCCCUGCAAGCCGAUGCGUGUGUGUGCUCCGGAGAGCCGGCGCGAGAGGCUGCGAUUCGGCAGAGGAGGAGAUGCGCCCAGUCAGGAGGCAGAGCGCAUCCGGGAUGCUGAACCUAGCCCUGGUCCAGGCAGCAGCAGCCCCAGCAGCAGCAACAGCCGGCACCGCCAGCUUUGCCAUGCCUUUCCUCGCAGCCUCCCUUCGCUGAGCGGCGGCGAGGAGCACAGCUGAGCUGGGAAGAGGCUCUUAUCCGCUCCCGACCACGAGCCUCAGCGCCGGGCAGCAGCGGCAGCCGGCCGGACCUUCCCUUCCAUCCUGCCUUGUGGCACCGUCGGAGCUUUUGGAGCAGGAGGCCUGUCGCUUCUCCCUCUGAGAUUACUCCGGGGGUGCUUCCCCCCCCUUCUUCGCCCCACCCAUUCCCCGAGUUCUUCUGCGGGGAGUUUUAUUUUUUGGAACUCCGGCCGGAGGGGCCGCUCUGGAGCGCGUCGCCUUGCGCGGCUUCGGAGCGCCGGCUGUGCCCUACCGCGCCGGAGCGCAGCGCACCUCCUCCAGCAAAGUGAGAUGCACGAACUCUUGAUCGGAAGCUCUGGUUUGUGAGGCGCGCAGCAACUUGGCCACCUUGGGGGGCCCACUUCUUCUUCCUCCCUGGGACUCCGCUGGAUGCCUUUCGGGAGGCUCGGAUCUCUAAAGCUACAAACCCAAAAACUGGAUUUCUAAAGGCUCCGCCGCCCUCUCCCUCCUCAUCGUCACUUUCUCUCCUCCCCUUCUGUGCCCACACUUGGCACCGCGAGGUGUCCCUGUCAAACCAAUCUCCAUCCAUCUCUCUGGAGUGCCAGUGCGCAGCGGAGAUACCACCUUCCCCAAGGCGAUGGACAACGUGACCGUCCGGCAAGGGGAGAGCGCCACCCUCAGGUGCAUUGUGGAUAACCGAGUGACCCGGGUAGCCUGGCUAAACCGAAGCAGCAUUCUCUAUGCUGGCAAUGACAAGUGGUGUUUGGAUCCGCGAGUGGAGCUAAUCGCCAACACCAAGACUGACUACGCCAUCCGGAUAAACGAGGUGGAUGUGUACGAUGAGGGGCCCUACACCUGCUCUGUGCAGACGGACAAUCAUCCCAAGACAUCGCGGGUCCAUCUCAUCGUGCAAGUACCUCCCAAAAUUGUUGAGAUCUCUUCGGACAUCUCCAUCAAUGAAGGUGGCAAUGUCAGUCUCACCUGCAUAGCUAUGGGCAGGCCGGACCCUACAAUCACUUGGAGACAUAUCUCACCCAAAGCCGUGGGAUUCAUGAGCGAAGACGAGUACUUGGAGAUCACCGGCAUCACCCGGGAGCAGUCAGGGGAGUACGAAUGCAGCGCAUCCAACGAUGUCGCCACUCCUGUUGUGCGGAGAGUAAAAGUCACAGUGAACUACCCGCCAUACAUCUCAGAUACUAAGAACACCGGGGUGCCGGUGGGACAAAAAGGCAUCCUCCAGUGUGACGCCUCUGCAGUUCCAUCAGCCGAGUUCCAGUGGUACAAGGAUGACAAAAGGCUCAUUGAAGGACAGAAAGGGUUGAAAGUGGAAAACAAGGCCUUCUUCUCCCGCCUGACUUUCUUCAAUGUCUCUGAGCAGGACUAUGGAAACUAUACCUGUGUGGCCUACAACCAGCUAGGAAACACCAACGCCAGCAUCAUUCUGUACGAAAUAAGUGAGCCCACAAGCUCAACCUUGUUCCAAGAAGAGACAACCACACUUCAGACACCCUGGAAAGGCCCUGGAGCAGUGCAUGAUGGGAACAGUGGCGGAUCAAGAAGAGUUGGCUGCAUCUGGCUGCUCCCCUUCCUUCUGUUGCAACUGCUGCCCAAGUUUUGACCCUGUCAACCAUGGCGAUAAGAUGACGAUGGAGAAGAAGAAGAUAAAGAAGAUGAAGAGAAGAAGAAUAUUACAAUUUUUUUAAAAUAAUCAUAAUAGUAAGAGUAUAUUAUGAGGAAAUAUUGGGGAGAGAGAAAGGGAAUCUGAAAAAAAGAAGAAGAGUCCAAAUUGUUCUGCUGAUGUUUCAACACAACUGAGUGUUUUGUUUUCUUUCUUUUGGGUUUUAUUUUUCUCAUCCACUCCCUUCCUCACCAUGGACAAGGAAUGCAGCUGUUGGGGACCAACCAGUGCAUUUGGCUGAGUGACCAUUGAUCCCCAUCUGCCCAUCCCCACACUAGCAAGGCAGCUGACUCAGUUUUUCUUUUCUCUGAAAUCUGCCCAACUCUGGAGGAUUAUGGUGUCGACUACCCUGUGCACAAAAUACGUCACAGUUCCCCCCAACCCCACAUACACCUCUGGUCCCCUUCCCUCCUCUUCAUGGACUGCGCUGUCAGUUUGCUUCUUUGAUUGCAAACUAUGACGAAACGAUGACAGGACCACAACCACUCUGAUAAAGCAACAGCCACCACAAGCAGCUUCAAGGAAAAGGGAAAACACGAUGAUGACCCAAAAUCACAUGAUUGUUAAGACAUUGAUUCAUUGUACUACAUGGAUGUCAUGGAUAAUAAGGGAUUCUGAGUCAUUAUUAAUUUUAUUAAUUAUAUUUUCUGAUAUGAGCCUAGAACUGUUAGUUCAUAAAAAACACACCACAAAAAUACAAAAAAAGAGAGGAAAAAUGGGGUGGGGGAGAGAGAAAAGUAAGUUUAUUAUUAAGAACAAAUUGGCUAAUGGGAUUCUUAACUGGCUUACAAGGAGGUGGAAUGUCAAUGUCUCUGGCAGUUUAUCAGAUGGGUCUGGAUACAAUUUGACCCGUCCAGCAGAAGCAAGAGAAAGAGAGAGAGAGGACAAGCAAGUAAUGCCUCCACCAGCAUUAUCGAGUUUUCAUUCAUUAUUCUGGUGUUCAACUCAAGAAGGUUUUCCACUGUCUUCAUACUGUUUGGAAGUACAAAGGUUGAUGCUCACUGUAUCUUGAGUUAGAUGGAUAUGCUUAUUCUUUUUAUGAGCUAUAUAUAUAUAUAUAUAUAUAGUAUAUAUAAAUAUACAUACAUAUAUAUAUAAAUAUUAUAAUAAUUAUUAUUUUGUUAGCAUCCUAGCACAUUAUUUCUCAGCCAGGUCCUUCUGCAGACAUUACUGCAUGCUGUAUAUGAAGUUAGCUGUGUAUUGGUCUUUUCAGACACAAGGAUAGAGUUUUAUUGGUAACUGUGUAAUUAAUUCCUGCUUUUUCUUUUGUUUUUCUUUCUUUUUGUUUUUCUUUCCUUUUUUGGCCUUUCCGUGGGUUAUUUACAUGUUGAAGACAUUUAUAUAAAAAAAAGAAAAGAAAAAAGAAAAGAAAGAAUGGGAAAAAAAAUAUAACAAUUCUGCAGCGUCUCUUUCCAUAUUUGGAUUUCUAUAAAUGGGGGAAGCAGUGGUAAUUAAAACCAACACACAACCUUUAUUUUCCCUGUGCUACACAGCUUUGGAUAGGAACACAACAAGGACACAGAGAAAAAUAAAAAUAAACGACGUUUCAGUGAAUAGUACAUCUUUUUAAAAAGAACCCUCCAACACACACAUAUGCACAUACCCCAUGUCUACUAGAGAAAUUGACUCACGCCAGUUUUGUUCUCUCUUUUCCUUUUCAAUGGAUAGAACUGGAGAGUUGCACCUUGAUGACGGACGGUUUUUGGGGAUAGCUCAGUAGAUGGAGACCUCCUUUGUCCUUGAUUUAUUUGGAGGUCAAAACUGGAGGUUGUAUCUGACUUUACAUUAAAAAGAAAAAAGAAUAUGUUCCAUGUUCCUCUUCAGACUGAUUGUGAUACCUCAUUAUUAAGCUGGUUGUGGAAGAGAUGUGCAUAUAUAGCUAAUGCAGCAAAACAAAUCAUCAAUAAAAUGUUGAACUUAAA